Molecule: messenger RNA, 651 nt
Organism: Exophiala viscosa
Lineage: Eukaryota; Fungi; Ascomycota; Eurotiomycetes; Chaetothyriales; Herpotrichiellaceae
Product: metal binding domain of Ada-domain-containing protein
Exons: 1
Coding region: 1-651 (216 amino acids)
Biological process (GO): regulation of DNA-templated transcription; DNA repair
Molecular function (GO): DNA binding; zinc ion binding; methyltransferase activity
Source: RefSeq, a predicted model, not a curated record
AUGUCUAGCCAACCUUUCUCAACCCCGGAGGCGCGGUGGACGGCUGUCCGCACACGAGACAGUAGUGCUGUGGGCUCAUUCAUCUAUGCUGUUAAGACCACAGGAGUCUACUGCCGACCAGACUGCAAAGCCCGACUAGCCCGACGAGCCAACGUCGCCUUCUACGAAGACAUUCCCCAAGCAGAAGAAGCAGGCUUUCGGGCGUGCAAGAGAUGCAAGCCAAAUGCUCCGCCUGAUUACGACAGAGAGCCUGUGUUGGCCAAGAUUCGAGAGGCAGUAAACCACGUCAGGGAAGGGGCUGCACGUGGCGAGAAAGUCACCUUGAAAGAGUUGUCCAGCCGAGUCGGUCUGAGCAAGUGGCACCUACAGCGAGUCUUCACCAAGAUCAAUCGCAUGUCACCAAGGGCCAUGGCCAAUUCGAUCAUCAACACGAUGGAAACAGAAGCAGCCGAGACUUCUGCGCGCAAUGAGGCUGCGAGGGACCGAAGAGAAUCCAGCAGCCAUUCGAGUAUGGCCUCUGACAGGAGUUAUCCGGAUGAAACCGAGAUACACCGAUUGGGUCUGCCAAGCACCUUACAGGAUUUCCCAACGCAGUACGACGAUCCGGACGUUGAUAGUGUGUUGAGAGAUCUGUUCCCUGAGCUCUACUGA